AUGCUCUGCCAUCGCCUCCAUUCUAUCGGUUACAACAACGGUUUUUAGGAGGGAGAAGGAGAGAGAGACGCACAGUCUCACUACUACUUAAACUCAUUGCGCUUCCUCUCAUUCUCAUGUCUAAAAACCCUAAUGUUUCUUCUUUCCUCUUUGUCCCCUAACCUAAUUCCUGUCUUCUCCUCUGUCUCUUACAUUCUUUGAACGAUGCGUCCUUCAAAGUCACGUCAAGUCCAUCCCACCCCGGCUCAGGGUGCCCGCCUCGACCCUAAAAUCUGGCGAGCAUGCGCCGGUGGAUCCUUUCGCAUCCCUCCUCUUCAUUCUAGGGUUUAUUACUUCCCUCAGGGCCAUAUCGAGCAUGCCUCGUCGGCUCCUCAAUACCUUAACCCUCUCAUCUUCUACAGGCCUUUCAUUCCCUGUCGCGUCUCCGCUGUUGAAUUUCUUGCUGACCCUGUCACUGAUGAGGUAUUUGCCAAGCUUUCGCUCCUUCCUUUGAGUGAUGGCAACUCUGAUCACUUUGGCGAUUCCUUGGUAGCGCCGGACGAUGACAAGAUCGUGUCGUUCGCGAAAGUUCUGACGCCUUCUGACGCGAACAAUGGCGGUGGAUUCUCUGUUCCUAGGUACUGUGCUGACUCCAUCUUUCCGCCUCUGAACUUCCAGGUCGACCGACCCACCCAGACAUUGUACGUGACGGAUGUUCACGGUAACGUCUGGGAAUUUCGCCACAUUUAUCGGGGCACACCGAGGCGGCACUUGCUCACUACUGGCUGGAGUAAAUUUGUCAAUAAUAAGAAGUUGGUUGCUGGUGAUUCGGUGGUUUUCAUGAGGAACUCCAGAGGGAAGAUGUUCGUCGGGAUUCGCAGAGCUUUGCGACUUGCUAAAUUAACUGCGGUCGAUUGCUCCAUAUGGUCUUCCCAACUUGGUGGGCUGAGAAAUAAGCCUGAGGGGGAGCAGCAACGAGAUGGCUAUGUAGGUCCCAGAGGGAAAGAAAGGUUUUCAAGGGACGGGGCGGGGAAAUUAUCGGCUAAGGAAGUUUCCGAUGCUGCAGAAUUGGCAGCGCAAAACAUGCCAUUUGAGGUUGUGUAUUAUCCAAGGGUGGGCUGGUCGGACUUUGUGGUGAAGGCGGAAGUUGUGGAGAAAGCUUGGAAUGUCGCAUGGGCUUCCGGAAUGAGAGUUAAAAUGGCAAUGGAGACAGAGGAUUCGUCCAGGAUCACCUGGUUUCAGGGGACAGUAUCUUCUGCAUCUGCUCCUAACAAUGGGCCUUGGCGGGGUUCUCCAUGGCGUAUGCUUCAGAUUAUGUGGGAUGAACCAGAAGUCUUGCAGAAUGCAAAGCGAGUGAGCCCGUGGGAGGUUGAACUUGUUUCCUCUGCACUUCCCCCUAAUACGGUAUUCCCUCCUGCAAAAAGGUUUAGGGCUGCUCAGUAUUGCGGCGCGGCAACUGAUAGAGAGGGAGACCCUUUCUUUUCUAUGACAGGUUUGACUAAUUCAACAAUGGGGCAAUUGAACCAAUCAUUGUUGAAUUACAAUACUAUUCCUGCUGGCAUGCAGGGAGCCAGGCAAGAUCUAUCUUCUGUAUCAAGUCUCUCCAACUUUGAAACUGGUAAUUCUCAUCUGUAUAUCGUUAAUACAGCUGGUAACAUGGUACCCAAGAUGAAAACUUCUAUGUCAACAGAGCCAAAUAUUGACAGUUCUCAGUCUAAUAGCUUGUCACCAGAAAGCCAGAGUAGUUUGCAUGGCUCUGGCGCAGAAUUCGCUGGGACACGAGGCUGCUGCAUGACAAAACAGGGUGCAACUUCAAUUCAGCUAUUCGGUAAGCUUAUUCAAUUGGAACAGCCCGUUGAAAGUGGUUCCCAUGCUUUUGGGUGCACGGGAGACGAGGGCAGUAAUGGCGGCAAUGAGACUGAAGGCGUUGACCAACCAUUGGGCCAUUCUCUAACCAACAGUUGCUCGCUUGGCUUGAUGUCCAAUGCCAAUGAGCAUUCUGGGCAGUAGAGGCAUGUUAACUAGUUAUUGUGCCCUGUUCAGCACAUAUUAGUAUAUAGCUGUACAGGUAUAGUUAUGUUUGAGUAAGUUGAACUCGUCAUUAGUGUACUUAGAUCUUAUGGUUUGUGGACAAUUUAAGUGACAUGAAUUCUGAGAAUGCUUAAGAGGUUCCUUUAUUUUCUCUCACUCGCUUUGUCCCUAAUUAGAAAUUAAACGUUUGUGUAAUCAGCUGGUUUUCUCUAUUGAAAAUUUUAUCCUAGUUUCUUUCUUUUUUUC
Messenger RNA from Neltuma alba, 2256 nucleotides. Its product is annotated as auxin response factor 17. The record is from RefSeq and is a predicted model, not a curated record. Gene Ontology annotation, biological process: regulation of DNA-templated transcription; response to hormone. The transcript is spliced from 2 exons. Gene Ontology annotation, molecular function: DNA binding. NCBI's taxonomy places the organism in Eukaryota, Viridiplantae, Streptophyta, Magnoliopsida, Fabales, Fabaceae. Gene Ontology annotation, cellular component: nucleus. Bases 205 to 1989 code for a protein of 594 amino acids.